UGUCCCAGUUGUCCCAUUGCCUAACUCUACUGUUUAUUCAGCUUACAAUGUAAAAACAAACACCCGUACACCCCCACUCCCCCACUCCCCAGUCUCUGCCACUUCCCAAUCCCACCACACAUCUCUUUAAAAGUUCUAUGUUUUUAUGAGUUUUUCCAAAAGUUCUCAAAGUUUUUAUUUUUGACACCACACAUUUCAUUUCUUCUUUGAAUUUUCCUCUGCUUUUUGAGUCAAAAAGAGUUCCUUUCCACAGUUUUGAUGGCUUUGAAUUUGAUUUCUUCUCCUGAGAUCAAGUCUAUCUCCUUCUUGGAUUCCACAAAGUCCAAGUCCAAUUUCCUCCCCAAGCUUUUUCCAGGGGGGUUUGUUUUGAAGAGGAAGGAUUGUGGCACGACGUUUGGGAGGAGAGUUCAAUGUUCAGCUCAGGCUCCACAACCACCACCGGCCUGGCCAGGACGAGCUUUUCCGGAGCCUGGACGCAAGACUUGGGAUGGUCCCAAGCCUAUCUCCAUUGUUGGUUCAACUGGUUCCAUUGGAACUCAGACGUUGGACAUAGUGGCAGAAAAUCCAGAUAAAUUCAGAGUUGUGGGGCUUGCUGCUGGUUCAAAUGUGACCCUUCUUACUGAUCAGGUGAAGACAUUCAAACCUCAAAUUGUUGCUGUUAGAAAUGAGUCUUUGGUAAGUGAACUCAAAGAGGCUUUGGCUGAUAUGGAACAAAAGCCUGAGAUUAUUCCUGGGGAACAAGGAGUUAUUGAGGUUGCUCGCCAUCCAGAUGCUGUCAGUGUAGUUACUGGGAUAGUAGGCUGUGCAGGAUUGAAGCCCACAGUGGCUGCAAUAGAAGCAGGGAAAGAUAUUGCUUUGGCCAAUAAAGAGACCUUGAUCGCUGGUGGUCCCUUUGUCCUUCCUCUUGCUCACAAGCAUAAAGUAAAAAUCCUUCCGGCUGAUUCGGAACAUUCUGCCAUAUUUCAGUGUAUUCAGGGACUACCAGAGAGUGCACUUCGGCGUAUUAUUUUAACUGCUUCUGGUGGGGCUUUCAGGGAUUUGCCUGUUGAAAAAUUGAAAGAAGUUAAAGUAGCUGAUGCUUUGAAGCAUCCUAACUGGAAUAUGGGAAAAAAGAUUACUGUGGACUCUGCUACCCUUUUCAAUAAGGGUCUAGAAGUCAUUGAAGCCCAUUAUCUUUUUGGAGCUGAGUAUGAUAACAUUGAGAUAGUAAUUCAUCCACAAUCUAUUAUACAUUCAAUGGUUGAAACACAGGAUUCAUCUGUCCUGGCUCAGUUGGGAUGGCCAGAUAUGCGCUUGCCAAUCCUCUACACUAUGUCAUGGCCAGAAAGAAUUUACUGCUCUGAAAUAUCUUGGCCUCGCCUUGAUCUUUGCAAGCUUGGUUCACUAACUUUUAAGGAUCCUGACAAUGUGAAAUACCCCUCCAUGAGUCUUGCCUACGCUGCUGGAAGAGCUGGAGGCACCAUGACAGGAGUUCUUAGUGCAGCUAAUGAAAAAGCUGUAGAGCUGUUCAUCAAUGAAAAGAUCAGUUAUUUGGAUAUUUUCAAGUUGGUGGAACUAACUUGUGAGAAGCACCGGGACGAAUUGGUGGCCACUCCUUCCCUAGAGGAAAUUAUACAUUAUGACUUGUGGGCACGAGACUAUGCUGCUAGCUUGCAACGCCCUUCUGGUCUAAGACCUGUUCCUGCAUGAUUGUCGGCUUGCUCAUUGUGGCCAGGAUAACAAUGACCCUAUUUAGAAGACUCGGAAGUUUUGAAUUUAUGCCAAAGGCUGGCGUUCUUGCGAAGAUUUAUGGGGGCAUUUAGCAAUUGUUUCAUAUAUUCCUGAAUAACAUUCCCCUGUUUAGUUGUACAUUCUCAAACACUAUCCUAAGUAUAUUGGUAGCUUGAAAAUUAUUAUCAGCUUUUAUAACCAAAAGAGGGGAAGAUAAGUAGAGAGGAAAAAAAAGGUGGGGGAACAAUGAAGAUUGCUUUUUGCUGUACAAAAAGUUUUUCAUUUGAUUUUGUUUUUGCAGUUAUUGUCUA
Molecule: messenger RNA, 2021 nt
Organism: Theobroma cacao (cacao)
Lineage: Eukaryota; Viridiplantae; Streptophyta; Magnoliopsida; Malvales; Malvaceae
Gene: DXR
Product: 1-deoxy-D-xylulose 5-phosphate reductoisomerase
Biological process (GO): isoprenoid biosynthetic process
Molecular function (GO): 1-deoxy-D-xylulose-5-phosphate reductoisomerase activity; NADPH binding; protein binding
Source: RefSeq, a predicted model, not a curated record